Molecule: messenger RNA, 3926 nt
Organism: Phanerochaete carnosa HHB-10118-sp
Lineage: Eukaryota; Fungi; Basidiomycota; Agaricomycetes; Polyporales; Phanerochaetaceae
Exons: 28
Coding region: 1993-3525 (510 amino acids)
Molecular function (GO): iron ion binding; oxidoreductase activity, acting on paired donors, with incorporation or reduction of molecular oxygen; monooxygenase activity
Source: RefSeq, a predicted model, not a curated record
CAGAACUCGAGUUUGGUCCUAAAGCUAUAUACGCAACCCUUGUCCCUACUGCGCUUCUUCCCUUACCAUUGUGAAUAUUGAGCCGCGCCAUGGAAGCAGUUUCACUGGUUAUUGCGCUACUUAUCCUCGGCGCACUUUCUACAUACCGCAAUGGCAGACAGCGCCGUCUACCUCCAGGUCCAAGGGGCCUACCAAUCGUUGGGAAUGCUUGGAACAUGCCUAAAGAGUUCGAAUGGCACACCUAUGAAAAGUGGAGUCGCGAUCUUGACUCGGACGUUAUUCACCUAAGCGUCUUUGGCACAAGCAUCGUUGUCCUCAACUCCGCAAAAGCCACAAAUGACUUGCUCGAUAAGCGAUCCACCCUUUACUCCGACAGAGCGCAUAUGGUCAUGUUGCUCGAGCUGUAAAUAGUUGGCUGGGAGCGAGCCAUAGGGUUCCUUCGCUGUGGAGACGAAUGGCGGGAGCACCGCAGGCUGUUUCAUCAACACUUCCGCUCUACUGCCAUCACGGAAUACCAUCCUAAGAUGUCGAAAGAGGCCAAGAAGCUACUCAGAAUUCUCGUCGACAAGCCCGGCGAUUUCAUGAAGCACGUUCGAACCAUGGCUGGAUCUAUCAUCCUGGGCAUAACUUUUGGCAUAGAGUUUCAGCCUGAGAACGACCCGUACGUGCUUCUCGCUGAAAAAGCACUUCAUUCGAUGGCGGCUGUAGGUAAUGCCGGAGCCUACAUGGUUGAUUUCUUACCAUGGUUAAAGCACCUGCCGUCCUGGAUUCCCGGAGCUGAGCUUAAGCGCGAGGCUGCUGAGUGGAAUCAGUCUGUCACAGCCAUGUACGAGAAGCCGUUUGCGUUUGCGAAGCAGGCGAUGUCAGAAGGAAAUGCUCCGCCUUCAAUCCUUGCAUCAGAGCUCGCCAAACUAGAUACUCUCGAAGACAGCUCUCGCAGAGAAGACGUUGUUCGCAAUGUCGCUGGUACCACCUACGUCGGUGGCGCGGAUACAAUGGUUUCCACUCUGGGAAGUUUCGUUCUAGCCAUGCUGCUCUACCCGGAUGUCCAACGUGCGGCCCAAGAGGAGGUCGAUCGCGUCAUCGGCAAUGGACGACUUCCUGAUUACGGCGACAAAGACACGCUUCCAUAUAUUACAGCUAUGCUAAUCGAGACUUUGAGAUGGAGACCUGUUAGCCCUCUCGCGGGUCCACACAGGCUCACGGCUGAUGAUGAAUACAACGGGUAUGACCUUCCUGCGGGCUCGAUAGUCAUAGGCAAUUCUUGGGCUAUCCUUCACAGCGAGACCCGCUACCCAAAUCCCGACGCCUUUGACCCAACGCGCCACCUCACCUCGGAUGGGAAGCUUGACAAGGAUGCCUUCGGCCCUAUCGAAGUGGCCUUUGGAUACGGCAGGAGGAUCUGCCCUGGACGCCAUUUCGCCAUGGACUCCUUGUGGAUCGCUAUAGCGUACCUUGUGACGACUGUGGACAUCAGGAAGGCCGUGAACGAAAACGGCUAUGUCAUAGAGCCCAGUGGGGCUUAUACCCCGGGUCUGGUCAGCUAUCCUGUUCCUUUCGAAGCUUCGUUCGAGCCACGGUCGGCGGCUGCGGCGACACUCAUUCGGUCGAGCAGUUCUGAGUGACUUGUUAGGACACUGCAGUUUUUGCACAAUGGUUCUUCAAAAUUCGAGACGUUCUCGGGCAGGAUAUAAGGUAAUCCGAGGGCACAGGUGCGUGGGUUUCCCAGGAGAAGCGUCGAGCUUAGACCUGCCGUACUUUAGCAUUCCGGCCCUGUUCUAUAUGGCCUGUGACUCAUCACCUGAACUUAGCCCAUGUCUGUUUCUGGGCACGGCUCGUCGUUUUGGUGUCACAAUCAUUCGCCUUCUCCUCGUCAUAUAGAUAGCUGAUGCCGAUAAGAAUUAAGGAUCAAGGAGGUGUAUUACAUAAGAGUCCUCCGUUGACUUAUAGUCUUUUAAAUCGAUAUCUCCUCAAUUCCUACACCCUAACAACAUGAUCAGCAUCACACUCACAUUUUUUGUCUCGUUCGUUGCGUUAUUCGCCUAUCUUAAACGAAGACGUCACCUCUUGCCUCCUGGACCAUCAGGCUUACCUAUCAUCGGGAAUGUGUGGGAUAUUCCCAAGAGCUUCGAAUGGCUUGCUUACGACAAGUGGAAUCGAGAGUCUGACUCGGACAUUAUCCACCUACGCAUCUUUGGCGCCUCUAUCAUUGUCAUUAACUCAGCCAAAGCGGCAAAUGAACUCCUCAAUAAACGAUCGACCCUCUAUUCCGAUAGGGAGGAUAUGGUUAUGCUGCUAGAUCUUGUCGGCUGGCGACGACAUCUUGCAUUUAUGCGCUAUGGUGACACAUGGCGAUGCCAUAGACGGCUCUUCCACCAGUACUUCCAUCCUGCCGCGGUGCAUGCGUACCGUUCUAAAUCGGCGGAGGAGGUCAAAAAGCUUCUGCCGCGUUUACUGUCUGAACCGGACGAUUUCAUGAAACAUAUACGAACCAUGACUGGGUCUAUCAUACUGGGUAUUACGUUCGGCAUGGAGCUCCUGCCCGAAAACGAUCCGUAUGUCACACUAGCUGAAAAAGCGCUUCACGCGAUGGCGGAAGUGGGUAAUGUGGGAUCGUACAUGGUCGACUACUUACCGUGGUUGCAGUAUCUGCCGCCAUGGGUACCUGGUGCCGGAUUCAAGCGGCAAGCUGCAGAAUGGAACAAGACGGUGGUCGCGAUGUAUGAGAAGCCAUUUCAGUCUGUAAAACAGGCAAUGGCUCUGGGGAAAGCACCUCCUUCUAUCAUCACAACAAUGCUUGAAAAACUAAAUCCUGAAGAAGAGAAUGCUGGUCGCGAAAGCAUGAUCCGUAAUGUCACAGUAACGGCUUAUGCAGCUGGUGCAGAUACGACUGUAUCUUCUCUUGGGACCUUCAUACUUGCAAUGCUCCUGUAUCCCGAUGUUCAGCGGCGGGCGCAAGAGGAAGUCGAACAGGUUGUGGAAACUGGUCGCUUCCCUGGAUACGAGGACAAGGAAUCACUUCCGUAUGUUGUUGCGGUGAUGAAGGAGACGUUAAGAUGGCACCCUGUCGCUCCUCUUGGAGUUCCGCACAAGCUGAGAGCAGACGAUGAAUAUAACGGAUAUUACCUCCCGGCAGGUUCAAUUGUUGUCGGCAACUCCUGGGCUAUCCUCCACGACGAGAAAACAUACCCGAAUCCGAAGAAGUUUGAUCCCACGCGCUUCCUGACUCCUGCAGGAGAACUCGCAAAGGGCGCGCCAGACGUCGAAGCAGCAUUUGGCUUUGGUCGUAGAAUCUGUCCCGGGAGAUACUUCGCCAUGGAGUCCAUGUGGAUCGCGAUGGCAUGUGUGUUGGCCACAUUGAACGUUGAGAAAGCUGUGGACGAGGCAGGGAACGUGAUUGAGCCCAGUGGUGAAUAUACCUCGGGUCUAAUCAGCUACCCUGUAUUUUUCAAGGCAUCGUUCAAGCCUCGAUCUGCCGCGGCUUUGGCCCUGAUCCAAUCGAGCACUUCGCUAGAACAAGAAUAGCUUUGUAUAGCAUGGACGCUUUCAUAACCUGGGUCUGUGUCAGGAUGGUUGCCAAGAAGGUCAUACUCGAAGCAAAAAUAUGAUAAUUCACAGAAAUUGCACGAUUCUUGCUUCCAACCCAUGGGGAAAUGUGACGGAUUGCAUCUCAGGGACAUAGCAUAUGCUAGAUCGACGUGGAAAUUUUUCUCUUCGAGCUUAAUCCGCCGCUCUUUCUGGCUAGGGCACAUGAUUUGGCGAGAAGUAUAUUCAUGGUCUUCCUUCCUCCUUAUCGGACUGAAUGGCCGAUAACGAUACAUAAAAGGACCUAGGUCCCAGAUAUCCAAACAGCAUAAGAACCCAAAUUCACCUUAGUUCAACCUUCUAGCUGUCUCCUCCUCCUGAACGACUUGAGGAAGCGUUUU